This is a messenger RNA of Culex pipiens pallens (northern house mosquito), 2827 nucleotides long. RefSeq names its product fatty acyl-CoA reductase 2-like. NCBI's taxonomy places the organism in Eukaryota, Metazoa, Arthropoda, Insecta, Diptera, Culicidae. Bases 1440 to 2609 code for a protein of 389 amino acids. Gene Ontology annotation, biological process: long-chain fatty-acyl-CoA metabolic process. The transcript is spliced from 5 exons. Gene Ontology annotation, molecular function: alcohol-forming very long-chain fatty acyl-CoA reductase (NADP+) activity. Gene Ontology annotation, cellular component: peroxisome. The record is from RefSeq and is a predicted model, not a curated record.
GAAAUAAAAACAAAACAAGAAAAAAAAACAAAUAAACAUGCUUAAAUUAAAGGACAAAAAGAAGUAAUAUUUAUUGUAGAACAAAAGUAACUCACAAUGACCCUCUUGCCACAAAAAAAAAUGAGCAGAAGAAAAUGAAAACACUGUGUGGAAAAUGCUUGAAAUCAAUAUAGUUUCGGCGAAAACAAGUGACUUAACAACACUAUUGCAUGACAUUGCUAAUUGAAUGAAAUCCGAUAAACUGCAGAAAAAAAAGAUUCGUUUCCCUUUUUCGGUACAAUGUGAUGCGAUACCCGUAAUUACUGCCCGUUGCCGAUAAUCACAGAUAAUCAACACGAAAAACGAAACGAAAAAAAAAACAACUUAAAAUAACAAUUGAUGAUGAGGCGAAUAAACGGAGAAUUAAGCCCAGCAUCAUCUCUAACUGUACAAGACCCAAGAAAUGACUGGUUUUUGUCCACUACAGUUUUGGCCUGAAGAUGCCUGGAGGCAUCAGUGUUGGAAGGAUCGAAAACAACUUAAACUACCCAGUUUUAAUACUAAUUGGCGAUCACACUUCUUGCAAUAUCUCAACUCAACUACUCUAGUACGAAUCUAGCGGUUCUCCUCGCAGUAGUGUGAUUUUGCAUGUGCGAAGUGGCCCCCCGGAAAACCGGUAGAAUCCGGGCAGGAAGGUAAUCUGGUUUAAUUAAAUUCAUUACGAAUGCAUCUCGGGCAACUUUUGAACGGAAACGUUUCAUUUAUAGUUGAUUGAUAGCCUGAUGUGUGUGAUGUGCGUUGUUUUCAGCUCCCAGCACUCACACCCGGGGCCGUUUAACGAUGAGUAGAAUACCUGUUUGGGAGUGGGGGUGUGAGUGGAUAAUUACUUACGGUUAUUUGUAAGUUUUCACACUACUAUUUGUCGAUCGGUUGCGAUAGAGCGCAAUCAAUGGGAUUUGCCAUCGGACAUGAACUCAUUGUUAUGGUGAUCACAUCUGCCUACAAAGUAGAUGAACUCGAUCUGUAGCAUUUUGUUUUCCCUCAUUCCCUGGACAUUUAUCAAAUAUACAUGACGAAAUCCAGUCUGCAACCCGCUAAGAUCACCAUCUCCAUGCGAAUGCGAAUGCGAAUGCGAAUCUGACUUCUGAAUAUUGUAAGAUAGCAAGAUGACGAAACAUAAGAGCAAAGGGAAUGUGCAAAACUGGCCAGGCCUAAUGGCGUAAUGUUUACCGCAGACACAAUUCAUUGCAUUGUUUAGCUUUGUGAAAUUUUGGUUUUUUUAAUGCGACUGUUCCUGGUUCAACAGUUCAUGAUAAUUCAAUGUUCUCAAAAACUAACCCAAUUAAUUCUCCCUUCAGGUAUUCGACAGACUGACGAAAAAGUCCCCCAACUACAAAGACCGGAUCAAGGUGGUCGAGGGUGACCUGGAAAAGGAGAACCUCAGCCUGUCGGCGGAAAGCAUGGAGUACCUGCGGGAGAACGUCAACAUAAUUCUACACAUCGCUGCCACCGUCAAGUUUGACGAAGAGAUCAUCAAAGCCAUCAGAAUAAACCUGCUGGGAACGCGGGAAGCGCUGGAGAUCGGCAAGCACGCCAAGAACAUGGAGAGUUUCAUCUACGUUUCGACGGCCUACUCCAACAGCUACACGGACCACAUCGAAGAGCGCGUCUACCCGGUGGACUUCAACCCGGAGAAGGUUCUGGCCAACCUGCAGGACGAAAAGAUGAAGGAAGAGCUGUUCAAGUACUCGCUCAAGUGGCCAAACACGUACACGUUCACCAAGUCGCUGGCCGAGGUCCUUACACAGAACUACCGUCAAUACUUCCCAGUGGCCGUUUUGCGGCCAUCCUGCGUUAUGCCUGCCAUCGAUGAGCCCAUCCCCGGCUGGUGCGACAGUAUCUACGGCCCGAACGGCACCUUUAUCGGCUGGUACUAUGGCUUGAUUCGGACGACCCAAAUCGACCCACAUGUGCAGAUCGACACGGUGCCGGUGGACUACGUUAGCAACGCGAUCAUCGCCGUCGGCUGGAAGACGUACGCCACCAGGGAACAAGAGAAGGAAGUUCUGGUCUACAACUGCAUCAGCUCCGCGGACAAUCCCCUUACAUUUGAUGAACGACGUCUCGAGUGCGCAAAGGUUGUUGAAAAGCACCCCCUGCUGACGGGGCUGUACACGCCGUUAUCCAUUGUCACCAGCAGUGAAACCAUGUUCCGGAUCUACUCGUUCUUUCUGCACUACCUGCCGGCGUUCGUGCUGGACACGGCCAUGCGGCUACGGGGCGAGAAGCCCCGGCUGGUGAGCACGUACAAUAAGAUCGACAAGGUGGUCGAAACGGUCAGGAAGUUUACCAACACCACGUUCUUCUUCGACAACCAGAACAUGCGCGAUCUGUACGUCCAAAUGAACUCCGCCGAUCACCGGCAGUACCCCUGCGAUAAUCGAAACUACAGCUGGCGGUUAUACUUCGAGCGUGUUGUGCCCGGCCUGAAGAAGUACUUCUUCAAGGAGGAUCUCAACAACGUCAAGCAGGCCAGAAUGGUGCAGCGGAAAAAGGAACUCACGGUCCACAGCAUCCUGGCGGUGAUCUUAGCCCUUAUUCUGUUCCAGCUGUACUACCUCCUGUUCUGAAAUCAAUACCCUCUUGUGAUGUACAACGCCACCCACCCCCCCCCCCCCUGAAUUGAAAUGCGCGCUGCUAGUCAUCGCACACGAAACCGCACAAGCCUUAGGCUGUAAAAAAAACCUUCAUGAAACAACCAACGACGACGACUACCCAAACUGGAAGGCAACAAUGCAAAGCAUAGUAUUUGGAAGAGACCAUGCUGGGAAACCAUGUGGGCACAACA